Molecule: messenger RNA, 1858 nt
Organism: Cricetulus griseus (Chinese hamster)
Lineage: Eukaryota; Metazoa; Chordata; Mammalia; Rodentia; Cricetidae
Source: RefSeq, a predicted model, not a curated record
AUGUCUACCAAAACCACCAUCAGGAGUCAAACCAGCCACCGUGGCUUCCCUGCCACCUCAGCCAGAGUGCCAGGGCUCAACCGUUCUGGCUUCAGCAGUGUGUCUGUGUGCCGCUCCCGGGGCAGUGGUGGCUCUGGGGCUGUGUGUGGAGGAGCUGGCUUUGGCAGCAGGAGUCUCUAUGGUUUGGGGUGUUCCAAGAGGAUCUCCAUCGGAGGGAGCGGCUAUGGCAUUGGGGGAGGCUAUGGCAGCCUAGUUGGAGGACGCUUUGGCUUUGGAGGAGCAGGCAGUGCCUUUGGGUUUAGUGGUGGAGCAGGUUUUGGUGUUGGCUAUGGGGGUGCUGGAUUCCCUGUGUGCCCCCCUGGAGGCAUCCAAGAGGUCACCAUUAACCAGAACCUCCUCACCCCUUUGAACCUGCAAAUUGACCCCACAAUCCAGAGGGUGAGGACUGAGGAACGUGAGCAGAUCAAGACCCUCAACAACAAGUUUGCCUCCUUCAUCGACAAGGUGCGGUUCCUGGAGCAGCAGAACAAGGUCUUGGACACCAAAUGGGCCCUGCUGCAGGAGCAGGGCACGAAGACCGUGAGGCAGAACCUGGAGCCAAUGUUUGAGCAGUACAUCAGCAACCUCAGGAGGCAGCUGGACAGCAUCCUUGGGGAGAGGGGCCGCCUGGACUCAGAGCUGAGGAACAUGCAGGAUACAGUGGAGGACUUCAAGAACAAAUAUGAAGAUGAAAUCAACAGGCGUACCACAGCAGAGAACGAAUUUGUGACCAUGAAGAAGGAUGUAGAUGCAGCCUAUAUGAAUAAGGUUGAACUGCAAGGCAGGGCAGACAGUCUGGCAGAUGAGAUCAACUUCCUGAGAACAGUCUUUGAUGCAGAACUGUCUCAGAUGCAAACUCACAUCUCAGACACAUCUGUGGUCCUCUCCAUGGACAACAACCGCAGCCUGGACCUGGACAGCAUCAUUGCUGAGGUCAAGGCCCAAUACGAGGAGAUUGCUCAGAGGAGCCGGGCUGAGGCUGAAUCUUGGUACCAGACGAAAGUGAGUACUGAGUUGGAGAACAAGCUGGAAGGGCUGGAGGAUGCCCUGCAGAAGGCCAAACAGGACAUGGCCAGGCUGCUGAAGGAGUACCAGGAGCUCAUGAAUGUCAAGCUGGCCCUUGAUGUGGAGAUCGCCACCUACAGGAAGCUGCUGGAAGGAGAGGAGUGCAGGCUGUAUGGUGAAGGUGUUGGACCAGUCAACAUCUCUGUGGUGCAGUCCACCGUGUCCAGCGGCUAUGGCAGUGCAGGUGGUGCCAGCAGCAGCUUGGGCCUAGGAGGAGGCAGCAGCUACUCCUACAGCAGUAGCCAUGGCCUUGGAGGUGGCUUCAGUUCUGGCAGUGGCAGAGGCAUCAGUGGUGGCCUCAGCUCCUCUGGUGGCAGCUCUUCCACCAUCAAGUACACCACCACCUCCUCCAGCAGGAAGAGCUACAGGCACUGAAGUCCCUGCCACCAGAAUGUGUCCCUGAUCCCCAGUCCCCUGGCUGCAGAGCCCUGUGCUCAGGGGCUGUCCUUGCUGGCCUUUCACCUCUGCUCUCUGGUUAGGGCUGAGGGCUGAGUCCUUGUUGCUUCUCUGCCUCUUAACCUCUGGGUUCCCAUUACUCAUCUUUUGAUUGUCAACCUCUGUCUGACUUCACAUCACAAUUCACUUACAGUCGGUGCUGCAAAUUGUAGGUUUGUUUCCAGGCUCUUGUUUCACUGGGUCUGUCUCUGAGGCUGCCUGUGAAAGGGUGUCUCUGUCCCUGCUAUUCUGGAAAUCAUUGUUGGUACUACUCAACUACACCGGAGGUUCCCUUUAGUUUCAUGUGACCUGAGAAAAC